AUGUCCCGUCCUUUCUCCGGAAUCCUCCAACCGGGAGGCUCAAUGGGCGCCAACCCAGCCGCCCCAAGGCAGCUGUCCCUCACCGAGGAGCUCGAACGCCUCGAACAGUCGAUAACCCUGACAAUGCAAGAAAUCGACCGAAAUUUCUCACAAUGCCAUCGAAUAAUCACACACUCUAUAAUGCCUAUUGUCGAUAAGUAUGCCGAACACUCUCGCGACGUAUGCAACAACAUCAGUUUUUGGAAAUCUUUCUUUGAGGAUUCCGCAGAAAUCGCGCUGGGGGGUUAUGGACAGCAAGAACCUGCCCCCGCGGGGGGUAUGUCGCCACAAAACGAGACUACCUAUGAAGAAAGCCAAACUCAAGGAGAAUAUGGGCAAACCGAAGUUACAGUUACACAGGGCAUGGAUAUGACUGUUGAUCAUGAAGGGGAUGAGACGGAGCAGAAUCAAGAGAGGACUAUCACAUUGGACGAAUCCGACUCCUCGGACCAUGAGUUCGAAGAAGAAGAAUCCAUUCUGGCUUCGAUGAACUUGGGUAAAGCACGACGCCCAGAGUCUCGCCCAAAACAAGCUACGAAGUGGGCUGCUAUGCAAUCGCCGUUUGAUAAACUUAAGCAGGAAGUCAGAAGCCAGCAGCAACAGCAGCAGCAGAAGGCGACAUCACGUAGAUUGUCGAUUGAUUCGAUGGACGAGGAUGAGUCUAUGACCCCACCACGGCUCCCAGCAGGUAUGGAAGGUAUAAGCUUCGAUACAAAAUCAUCGUCAGCCUUCGAUCCGCCUACCACCCCAGAAGUACUCCGCCAAAAGCUAUCUCGUCGUCCCGUAGCAUCCUCCCGAGUUCUUGAUUCCUUCGAAGAUGACGACUCUCCUUUCGCUCCACAAACUACCCGUCAAGCCCCGACUUCCAAACUGCCAACAAGAAGAGCAGACCCAAUUCUUCAUCAAACUGCAGAUACAAACUGGCGUAUCCAAGCUACUCCGCACAAAACACCCCGCAAGUUCGCCACGGCAACAGUAACCCCAAAACACCGGGUUAUCCCUUCAUUCGAGGACUCUUCUCCCAUGUCGUCUCCACCUCCGCCACAGAUCACCACUGUAUUUUCACCUGUUAACACAAUAAAACGUUUUAACAUCCAACCGCGCCCAAAAGCAGGCACUCAGCCUACCUACCAAGCAUAUAAAGAUCCAAAGACUCCCAUUACUGCAAAGAAACGCUGGGACACAUUAGACCCUAAAACAAUGACAGCUAAAGACCUAUUAAUGGAUGACGAAUUUGAUUUUGACGACGAUGAGGAUGAUUUCAAGAAGUUGGGUUUCAGCCCACCCGUUACAAUGCAGUUUACUCUACCACCUUCCAAAUUGAUGCAAACACCCGCGAAAAAGGCAUCGAAGAUGCUGGUGAAUGAUAUCAUGAAGUCUGCUGGGUUCAGGGCGGGGUUUGCUGGAGGUGAUGAUACACAAACUACAACGGAUAAUUCAUUAGGAGAUAGCCCGAGCAUGUUUAGAGGGAAGAGCCCGGAUUUUGAUUUCGACGAUUAA
This is a messenger RNA of Orbilia oligospora ATCC 24927, 1539 nucleotides long. RefSeq lists its product as uncharacterized. The transcript has a single exon. The coding region runs from base 1 to 1539 and encodes 512 amino acids. Gene Ontology annotation, biological process: attachment of spindle microtubules to kinetochore. Gene Ontology annotation, cellular component: mitotic spindle pole body; mitotic spindle; DASH complex. The record is from RefSeq and is a predicted model, not a curated record. NCBI's taxonomy places the organism in Eukaryota, Fungi, Ascomycota, Orbiliomycetes, Orbiliales, Orbiliaceae.